AUGUUACGAGAGCCGUCAAAUAUGGAGCAAGAAGAUACGUUGGGUGAUCAAAAUUCGUCCACGUCGAUGUCAACAAAUGAUGAUCUGAAAGAAUUAUGUCUUCUGUUGGAUGAAGAAAGACAUAAAAUGCAUCAAUUGGCAGAACAAUGGAAACAUUUUGGAACGAGCACGAUAUUCAAACUUGAAUCUCAAAUAGUUGAUUAUCAAGAAAAGCUAAGUGAUCUUGAAGAGCGACAAAUCUUGUUAUUGAAUGAGAAUGAAGCUCUGAAAAGUCUUAUUGACCAAAUGGCAAUAACCAAUCAUCAUCUGACGUCAUCAAAUAAAAAAUCUCAACAGACAGUCGCAACACAAACAUGCUGCGAAAAAUCUGAACCUCGAGCCGAGGAUCCGUUGCAACAACAAAUUUCUCUUCAAAACAUGUUCGACGCUAUAAAAACUGCUGAAGUUUAUGAAUCAAUUGGAAACAUAACGGGUAAUGAUGCAUCUGAAAAACUCGUCCUGAAAGAGUUCUGUAAUCUCAUUUGGAAAUAUCUCGAAGAACGUUCGAAACCAAAAAGUAGUUGUUUAAUAUAA
Molecule: messenger RNA, 573 nt
Organism: Adineta ricciae
Lineage: Eukaryota; Metazoa; Rotifera; Eurotatoria; Adinetida; Adinetidae
Source: the annotation of a GenBank genome assembly